Messenger RNA from Lytechinus pictus (painted urchin), 2649 nucleotides. RefSeq names its product ADP-ribosyl cyclase/cyclic ADP-ribose hydrolase 2-like. Gene Ontology annotation, biological process: positive regulation of B cell proliferation. NCBI's taxonomy places the organism in Eukaryota, Metazoa, Echinodermata, Echinoidea, Temnopleuroida, Toxopneustidae. The transcript has 8 exons. The coding region runs from base 198 to 1184 and encodes 328 amino acids. Gene Ontology annotation, cellular component: plasma membrane. The record is from RefSeq and is a predicted model, not a curated record. Gene Ontology annotation, molecular function: phosphorus-oxygen lyase activity; NAD+ nucleosidase activity.
UAUAGCAGCAGUUUACAGGCGUGGCUUUAGAGAUAUUUCAUAUACUUCAGACAUAAAGACAAAAGUGGACUGUCCAUAAACGACGAUCACUUUCUUUCCUUCAAUUAACUGAUGUGAUUGUUAUGCUUUGUGCGGAUCUGAAAACUCACCGUCUUUACAAAUAACAAAUCCUAAACUCUUUAGGCUAAAGAGUCACGAUGAAUCUCCUCCCUGUGUUCAUUUGCUUGUCAUCAAUGACGAUGACGACUAAUGCCUAUACACUACCUGGACCAGGAACAACUUGGAACAUGACAGACGUUUUGAAAGGUAGAUGCCAGGAGUACCGCCAGUGCCUCCACGGGGGUCUUUGUCUACCCUAUUAUGGUGAUGUCCAGUGUGAUGCUGCCGUGAAUUCCUUUCUUGGAGCUAUCCGAGGGAUGGAUCCCUGUAAUACCCCAUACAACGCCUAUGAUGAAUUCCUUACCAUGGCUCCACCGAAUACUAAACCUGGAACGACAACGAUGUGGACAGGCGUCGGUGGUGCCUACAUACCCCAUGACGUUGCCGAGGUGAGUCGUGAGUACAUCGUCCUGGGUGAAACGUUCCCAGGUUACAUGGCUCUAAACCUAUCCUUCUGUGGUUCUACUGAUCCAGAUGAACCGUCUGGGUUCAACUACACAGUCUGCCCUACUGAAGACACCGACCGAUCUGGAUGUAGCAACAACACAGUUGCGACCUUCUGGGAUCGUGCUUCCGAGCUAUUUACAAGACAAGCUAGUGGUGAGGUAUAUGUUGUUCUGAAUGCUCAAAGAGAUCGAGGGGCGUACCAUCUCGAAAGUACAUUUGCCCGCAUUGAAGUACCUGCAUUUGACCGUACCAAGGUUACAAACAUUGCCAUCUACCUCAUCCCGGACUUUACACUUCCGACUCCAAACAAUCGGGUACGUGAGACCUGUACUAACGGUACUGUGGCAUAUUUGAGAGGAAUCUUAGACAACUUGGGUCUCAACAAUACAUGUGAAGAAGAUCCAGAAGACAUCAUGUGGCUGCAGUGUGCUCGAUACACAGACAGCCCUUACUGCGUUCCAUACAGAAGACAUCAGCCUGAUCCGCCCUUUAGUGGAGCCAAAACAAUCGUCGAUGUCCUACCUUUGGCCUUCCUAAUGAUUCAAGUAGUGUCUGUCAUUUUGAUCAGUGGUCGAUAAAGUGUUUAAUUUCUCUCAAAUCUCUAGUCCAUUUUAUAAAUAAGAAAUUAUAUAGCAGAAUUUAAAAAAGUAGCAUUGUAAUUAUUACUUGGUAGCAAUUAUUGUAAAAGAAGAAACAAAUCCCCAACAACAGCCAGGCGCAAAUUAUCUCGAGUAAAAUACCUCCCUUCUGUGUCAAAGGGUCAAAACUGAGAUAAAGUUUGCCAUUUAGGGGAAAUAAUUAUAGGGCCGUAACCAAUGACUUGAUAAUGAUAGGCCCUAUCCAGCUUGUUAUAGUAUGUACUUAAUUGUCUCUAUAUAUUAAAGACUACACCAUUACUUAUUGAAUCUAAAGGUGUCAAUUUAUUGCAGGCAUUCACCUAAUAUCAUUUUGAACACCUAAAUUAAUCCUUUAUUUACAAAGAUUCUGGUUAAUUCUGAUUUUGAUUGGUUACCAUAAACAAUGUUAUAUUUUAUGCCUUUUCAUUCUUGGUAUAUAGCCUUCCCUGAAAAGCCCGUGAUAACAUAACUGUGUAAAAUGAAAUUAUAAUUAGUGUAUUAUUUUUAUACAAGAAUAUCAACCCUUACCUACCUUAAUAGUUCCCGAGUGAUAACACAUCAAUAAGUAUAGAUCAUCUCAUUUAUAGACCUACAUAAUUUAAUAAAAAUUAGGCAACAUAAUUAAUUUAUAAUACAGUGCAUACAUAUUCAAUUAAACUAAAUUCAUUGAUUUUCCUCUUUCAGUAUUUUUAUAUUUACGAUGAUCUAUAUAUUGAUUCUUCGAUUAUGCCCCAAAAAUGUUGAAAAUUGAGGGGAAUGCUGAGAAGCAAAGUUUUUAGUUUCCAUUCCCCUCUAAACAGAGAAUAGAUAAAUCAGUCAAUGAAUAGAUAAAUGAAUACAUAAAUUAACAUAUAAACGAGUAAUAAAUGUAUUAUAUACAGGUAUAUAAUGUAAAGGCAUAUGACAUAAUAAAAAAGAUGAAAUAUACACAAAAACAAUUUUCCUUCAUUUUAUUAUUCAUUUUAUUCUUUAUCAUGUAUACAGCAUAUAACAGAUAUUUGCAAAAUUUUCAUGAAUAAUGUAAUUGUUGAAAAAUAUUCAUUCAUUAGUUCAUACAAUACAAUACAAAAUAUUGAAAAUGGAGGGAAAUUAUGAGAAGCAAUGCUUGUAGCUUGUAUUCCCCUUAAAAGAGAUAAAAUAAAUUAAUAUAAACAUAUAGAAACAAAUAAAAAAUUGUAUAAAUAAUAUAUGAAUAAAGACUUUGCAGUAUAUAUUAUAUUUGUGUAGAAAAGUCUACAAAAAUUCUUUGUCGUGAAACUUAUAUUAUUGUUUGAAACUUAUGAAUAUUUUGUUGACUUUUUUCAUUACAAAGACAUGUUAUGAUAAUUUUGUAAAUGUAUCUGUUAUACAUGCAUUAUGUAAAUUUGUUUUGAGUGCUAAGAUGAAAUAUCUCGACAUCAAACAUGACAAGUCAUCAUCCCACUAC